CUUGUCCUUGCUUAGGUGAUCAGGGUUAGGCCAAUAGAGUGCUGUCAGCAAUGUGCACAGGACUCCUCCCCAGACUACUUCUAGGCGCCUAGGUGGCUGUCAGCUCAAUCUCAUUGCUGCCCUUCUUGCUGCUUGUCCUAUUUGUAAAGCUACUGCUCCCCUUGUGCUGAUUUGGCCAGCGUGCGCUCAAGCAGAGUGCGUGAGCUGUCAUGUUUCGCUACCUCUUAAGCCUACCUCUCAAGCUGCUCUUCUCCUUCCUGCGCUUGGUUUCUGGCUCAAAGCCCUAUAGAAACCUCACUGCUGACGACGCGUCACGCAACUACAUCCAAACGCUUGAAACAGCACAAAGCGAGGAGCAUCUUCCCUUACUCACCACAUCGUACUUAAAAGCAGUCGAGCAAGCCAAGCGGGAACUCAAAUUUCUCCUCGUCGUUUUGACUUCAAGUCACCAUGACGACUCGUCUGCUUGCAAGUCUCAAAUUCUGUGUUCCACUGCACUUCGAUCAUUUGUGCAAGAUCAUCAGAUCCUUUGUUGGGCCGGUGAUGCUGCUGAGAAUGAAGGAUUCCACACGGCAAGCAGUCUAGGGGCUACUCGGUUUCCCUUUUUUGCCGUCUUGGUCUACAACACACUUCGCUCGCCAGCCGGUGUGUCGACAGUCUGUAGAGUUGAAGGUCUCGUGGAAGCAGCGGUUCUCAUUGAAACCCUGACAGAAGCAAUCGAUCGAUUCGAACCAACCCUCAUUGCAGCACGUCUCGACCAGCGCGAACAGAAUGCAUCGAGGGAGAUUCGCAGGGAACAAGAUUCAGCAUAUGAACGAUCCCUUGCUGCUGAUCGUAGGCGUGCAGAAGAGGCAAGGCUAGCGGAAGAGAGGAAAGCGAGGGAAUUGGCUGCCGCACUUGAAGCGACACGACAACGUGCUGUGUAUCGUGUUUGGAGGCAUGCAAAGAUCUUGCCUGAACCUACAAGUGGCGAGCAUGUUGCGCGUGUCAGUUUUAGACUGCCGGAUGGGUCUCGCAUUGUUCGCAAGUUUGAUGCACAGUGUCCUGUGGAGGAGCUGUAUGCGUUUGUGGAUGCAAAGAUCAAUCCUGUGUCAGUUGAAGAACGAGAACAGGCGGGCGACAGUCCAAGCGGACCUGCAGAAGGCAAUUAUCGCUACUCUUUCACGCUGGCGGUACCAAUGCCUAGAAAACUAGUGGACUGUGCACAGGAUGCCAAGAUUAUUGAUCAGCGAGAGGUCUUCCCGAGUGGUAGCUUGAUUGUGGAAGCCUUGGAAGAAGAAGAGGCAACCUCCCCAUAGUACGCACAGGAAGCUACGAAUGAUACAUGAAAGAUGAAUAAAGAAGGACCUUGAA
Messenger RNA from Protomyces lactucae-debilis, 1353 nucleotides. RefSeq names its product UBX domain-containing protein. NCBI's taxonomy places the organism in Eukaryota, Fungi, Ascomycota, Taphrinomycetes, Taphrinales, Protomycetaceae. The record is from RefSeq and is a predicted model, not a curated record. Gene Ontology annotation, cellular component: endoplasmic reticulum. Gene Ontology annotation, molecular function: ubiquitin binding. The transcript has 2 exons. The coding region runs from base 210 to 1298 and encodes 362 amino acids.